This is a messenger RNA of Adineta ricciae, 327 nucleotides long. The record is from the annotation of a GenBank genome assembly. Lineage: Eukaryota; Metazoa; Rotifera; Eurotatoria; Adinetida; Adinetidae.
AUGGUCAAAAUAUCUCAAAUUAUUAUUUAUAGCAUUUUUCAAGUUACCGCAUGCACCAAUCCCGAUUCCAAACAAUCCGAUUCCGAUUCUAGAAUCGGAAUCGAAUGGGAUUGGUUGGAAUUGGAAUCGGAAUCGAAUGGAAUCGGUUGGAAUUGGAAUUGGAAUCGAAUGGAAUUGGUUGGGAUUGGGAUUAGAAUCGAACGGAAUUGGUUGGGAUUGGGAUUGGAAUCGACCCAUAGUUGGAAUCGGGAUCGAAUGGGAUUGUUUGGAAUUGGAAUUGGUUGGAACCAGCUGGGAUUGACUGGAUGUGAUUUGAAACUAACGUGA